AAUCUUCUCAAAUCAACUCAACUUUCUUCGAUCUCCAUCAUCGGAUCUCCAUCACCAAUCAUUUACAAAAGAUGGGAGACGAAACGGUGGAUACCAUCGAAGCCAAAUACAUCUCCGGCCUCAGCGCCGUCAUGGUCGCAACCAUCCAAGAAGCCAAAGACAGAAUCUCACAGAUCGAGUACAUUUUCUGUAGCCAGCUGUUCCCAAACUUCCAAUCCAAAUCCAAAGCCUUUGAAAAGGUUUACUCAGACGCUCGUCUCGCUGCUUGUGAGGCUUGGAAAGAGAGGGAGAAGGAUCUGUUGUCACAGAUUGAAGAGCUUAAGGUGGAGAAUCUUGGUUUGGUUAAGGAGAAGGAGAAGUUAUCUGAAGAACUUGUUUUUAUGCCUUUGAGGAAGAGUGGAUUUGAGAACAGUGUGGAGUUGUAUAGUGGGUUGGUGAAGGUGUUGGAGGUUAAGGGUUCGGAUGUGGUUAGUGAAGAUGAGGUGAAACGGUUGCUUUCGGAAGUGGAGAGGGUUAAGAGAAAGGAGGAGUUUUUGGAAGAGGAGGUUUCUAAGAAGAGUUUGGUGACGGAGAAUCUGUUGAAGAAGGUUGAGGAGCUGUCUGCGGAAGUUGCUGAGAGAGAGAGGAAGUUAAGGAGCUUGGAAGAGAUUAAGUCUGAGAUUAAGGAGAAGGAGAGGCUAUCUGAGGAAAAUGAUAAGCUUGUUUCUAUGCCUGUGAGGUUGAAGAGACUUGAAGACUACAUUGCUUAUUUGAAAAGGAAGUGGAAGAGUAGGUCUGAGGAAUUUGAGAACUGUAUAGAGCUGCAUACCGGGUUGGUUAAGGUGUUACAGGUUAAGGGUUCGGAUGUGUUAAGCCAAGAUGAGGUGAAGAUGCUGCUUUCUGAAGUGAAGAGUCUUAAAGAGGGACUUUCUAAGAAAACAUUGGUUACGGAGAAUCUGUUGAAGAAGGUGGAGCAUCUGUCUACGGAAGCUGCAGAUAACGAGAGGAAGUUAAGCGACUGCGAGGACCAGAAACAGAGAUUGACAACUAGGUUGCAGGUGUUUGAGGAGAAUGUAGGUAGACUAGAGGAGAUGUUAAGGCAGAAGACUGACGAGCUCGAGGUUUUGCAGGAUAAACUCAACUUGACAGAGAAAGGCAUGUUGGAGUGUAAACAGAAGAUUGCAGAUCAUGAGAAGGAAAAGACAGUGGCUAUAGGGAAAGCAAUGGCCUUAGGGGAAGAACUUGGUGGUAUGAAUAUGCAGGUCAAAGAUAGAAGCUACUUGGCUGAGUUAGAAGCUUUACGCUGCCAGAGUAAGGAGAAAUCAGUAGAGUUAGCUGCGGAGACAAAGAAAAGAAAUGAAGUGAUCAGUGCUUACAAAAAGCUGAAGUCCCAAUAUAACUAUCUCCGCAAAAGGUUCGGGCUUACUACUGAUAGUGAUCUUCAACAAAGCCAACUUGAGAAUGAGAGUUACCAAAAGGGACAACAUGAGACACCAACCAUCUCAAAGUCUCCUGAGAGGAAACAGCCAGAAGCAGACAACGUGAGGAUUGGUACUGGCUCGAGGAUCAACAAUGAGAAAGAAAGUAUAACCAAUACGUUGCGGACACCUACUACUUCCAUUUCACCCAAUACUCGGUCACCUGGUAUAAGAAGUGACCCUUCUUGUGCAAAAUCUAUACAACUUAGCGGAUCAAAGCGUCUAGCUUCCAUUUGGAGAGACACAAGGUCACGCCAAUCCCCUGGAGGCAAAGACCCUCACGAUGAUUUUCUAGACACUCCCAUCGAGAACAUCAAAAGAGUCGCUGUGGAAGAAAAACAUGUCCCCCUUGUUGCUGCUGAUUCAGACGAGGAGACACAGGACAUGAACCCCAAACCGAGUCCCUCGAGGCAGAGAAUCCAAGUGGCGGAAACGAGUAAAAAAAGUUUCAAGCAUGUGGAGUCAGUGAGGAAGAAAGCAGAGAGAGAGAAUCUGAAAGGGAUAGAGUGUAAGCAGUGCAAGAAAUUCUAUGACGCUGUUCAUCCUGAGAACGAAGGGAAUGGUGGUAAAAGCUUGAGAUGUGAGCAUCAUGAAGGUGUGUCAAGGCAUCGUUACAAGUACGCUCCUCCUAUGACUCCUGAAGGGUUUUGGAACAUCGGGUUUGAAUCCGAAAUGUGAUAUGAUUAUGUUUUUGUCAAACAAAAAG
Messenger RNA from Eruca vesicaria subsp. sativa (arugula), 2163 nucleotides. The record is from the annotation of a GenBank genome assembly. NCBI's taxonomy places the organism in Eukaryota, Viridiplantae, Streptophyta, Magnoliopsida, Brassicales, Brassicaceae.